AUGGAAGCCUUCAUUUCUGCGAUCCCGAAUGAAAAGAGAGCAAUUUUCGAACAAACUGUAAAAGAUGUCAACGAAUUUUUUGACGGAGUUCUCAGGUUCAAAGAAACUGAAUGGAAAGGACAUCGUUUUCUCCCUGGUUUUGAAGCAGAAACUGCAAAAUACGCAUACGAAAAACUGGAACUGGAACAAAAUUCGGUCUUUCUAGUAUCUUACCCCAAAACCGGCGUUAAUUGGACAUCGGCGGUCGUAAGUGAAAUAUUAUAUGGACUGAAUGGAUUGAGGAUGUUUCCACCAUUGCAAAAGAUGGAUGUAGCCAAAGAAUCAAAAUUUCAGCUAUUGGAAUAUCUGCCCGUUCAUCCGAAAUGUUUUCAGACUCAUUUACCAGAAAAUUUGUUGAACGUCGAAAAAAUAAAAAAGAAUGACGGAAAGAUAAUUGUUAUUCUACGCAAUCCUAAAGAUCAAGUUGUUUCCUGGUAUCACUUUUGCAAGAAUGCACCCUUCGACAACGCCCGAUACGCCUUCAGUCUUGAUUGGCCACAAUUUUUUUCGGACUAUGUGCAGGGGAAGCAAAUAACAUUCAUGAAAGAUGGAGAAUGGUAUCCUGAUCAUAUACUGGGAUGGUAUAAACACAAGGAUGAAGAUAAUGUCAUGUUCAUUCAUUAUGAAGAUCUGAAAAGAGAUACGAAACAAGAAAUCAGACGUUUGGCAAAGUUUUUGAACACUGAAGUUGAUGAUAAGAGAGUGGAGGAAAUAGAAAAUGCGACUACGUUUAGUGUCAUGAAACAGACAUCUCAUCCAAAUCUUUUGAAAUUGAAUCUAUUCAGAAAAGGGGAAGUCGGAAACUGGAAGCAGCUGAUGACUGUUGCACAAUCGGAAUUGAUGGACAAAUUGAUUGCAGAUAAAUUGGGGCAUACUGACAUCAAAUUUAUUUACGAUAUAUAAUAACAUUGUCACACUUUUAUUCAUAAAUUGAUCAUUUUAUCAAUAUGUUUACUAAACCUUUCAUACAACAUUGCAGAAAACUAAA
Messenger RNA from Styela clava, 1027 nucleotides. RefSeq names its product sulfotransferase 6B1-like. Gene Ontology annotation, molecular function: sulfotransferase activity. The record is from RefSeq and is a predicted model, not a curated record. NCBI's taxonomy places the organism in Eukaryota, Metazoa, Chordata, Ascidiacea, Stolidobranchia, Styelidae.